AACGAGAUUUUUCAUCGUGAAUCCGGUACAAAUUGCGAAUCCAGUGCCGCAAUGAAAAAGUGAAGAAACAGCUGGAACAUGGCCUGCCACAGUGACAGUACGAGCGGUCUUGAGCACCACUGUGGUUGUGGUGGUCACUUUGUGAAAUAUAUGCACUGCGUCACCUUUCCCCCCACAAAACUUGCUUUUACUGUAACAGCUGAUGUGUAGCACUCCGGCUCGCCUUGGAAAUGAGAGCUGCAGUCGGCGGGGAGGGGUUGCCCGAGGAAUCCCCGGCAGCCAGGCCGCAGUGCCUUAUCUCCGGGCGCUCUCGCUUUCCACAGUGCACUCUGGGCGGACAGCAGAAACGCAAACAGGUUCUGCCGGAGUUUGUCUCCGACUCGCAGCUCAACUGCGUGGGUGGAGUCUCAGUCGGAAUUAGGAAUGUAGCUCGGCACAGCCGACCAAGGGAGAGUAAAGGGUAAGGACGAAAAGGAAAGAAGAACAGGAAAAUAACAGAGAAAUUCAUACAGAAGGAAAAGCAAGAGGAACAUACCUGGAAAGGCUGAGUCUCCUCCCCCCUCCCUGCUCCCCGCCCCCUCUGGCCUUGCCCUGCCAUGGCCCGCCGCUCCCAGAGCUCCUCCCUGGGGGACAACCCCAUGGACCCCAGCUACCUGCCACCCCACUACCGCGAGGAGUACCGGCUGGCCAUCGACGCGCUGGUGGAGGAUGACGUGGAGGGCUACUACGAGUUCCUGCACGGCCAGGAUGUGGUGGACUUCCUGGCGCAGCCGGAGAUCGAGCACAUCAAGCGGACGGUGCUGGCGCCGCGCAUGGCGACCCAGCCGGAGUUCUCCUACACGGAGAGCGGGUUUGCAGAUCCGGACGGCUCCUCCGAUACCUACUGGCCCGUCCACUCGGACCUGGAGGCCCCGGGGCUGGACCUGGGCUGGCCGCACCUGCACAGCUUCAUCGGCUCCACGGAGGUCACGACGCUGGUCAACCCCUCCGACCCCAGCAUGCCCAGCAUCAAGGAGCAGGCACGCCGCCUCAUCAAGGAGGCGACGCAGGUCAUCGCUGUGGUGAUGGACAUGUUCACCGAUGUAGACAUCUUCGCCGAUCUCCUGGAUGCAGCUAUGCGCAGGGUACCGGUGUACAUCCUGCUGGAUGAGCUCAACUCCCACCACUUCAUAUCCAUGGUGACCAACUGCAAGGUCAACCUGGACAUGAUCCACUCCAUGCGGGUGCGGACAGUGGCAGGCACCACUUAUUUCUGCCGCACUGGCAAGUCCUUCAAGGGCCAGGUGAUGAACCGCUUCCUGCUGGCGGACUGCAGGGCUGUGCUCAGUGGGAACUACAGCUUCAUGUGGUCGUUUGAGAAAAUUCACCGCUGCAUUGCCCACCUCUUCCUGGGGGAGCUAGUAACCACAUUUGAUGAGGAGUUCCGAAUCCUGUAUGCCCAGUCCCAACCACUGGUACUGGAAAAGGCUCUGGUGCCUAUUUCAGGGGACAGUGGUUACUCCACCUCCCAGUAUGGCAAUAACAGGGUGCCAUCAUUCCGAAAUCCAAGAGGCUUUCUGCACGUGGAGAGCUCCCGGCACUCUGAGCGUUCUGGAUAUUCCGAUCGGAUGGACCUGGACCGGGACAUGGUGCCGUUCAGGCGGGAAGACUCUUUCCGCCACCCCCAGGAGCUUGGCCCCAUGCAAAACUACAGCAAGAAGUAUUCCCAGGCAUUAGAGAUGGAGAGGUCGUACAUGGACCAGGGCAGGUCUUUGAUGACCUCCAUGAAGAUGGAGAUGAAUGCUUAUAAGAGGCACAGCUACGCAGAGGGCACCCAUGAGAACUAUUCGUCUGCCCGGCAGUUCAUGAAGCACCGUGUUAUGAACAACCUGGAGGAGAUGGAGACUCAGAGCGGCCAGUUCCAGAGGGAGCAGGCCUACCAUUGGGGGGGAGGUCCAGGUUCGGGACACGGCAUCUAUGAGAAAAUUCGAAGCAGAGGGUACCAGCACAUGGAAGAGUAUUCUGAUGACCCUCGAUACCCCCACGAAAUGAGUGAGCAUGAACCGCCGGGCAUGGGCAGCUACAAUCCCAUGUUGGAUUACAUGUCUUCUAACUCCUCUAAGGAGGUUAAGCAUGGUUCUGGCAACAUGUUGGCUCCUGGGGAGGGUCCUUAUGGUCAACUGACAAGAAGACAGAAUACAGGUCAGCCGUACGUCUGUCAGAGCUCCCCCACACAACUGCACCCCCCUGACCAGAAACACAUGUUCCAUGAAUCUAGCCUAGACCGGCAGCCACAGGACCCGACUGUCAAGCAGGGCUUGCGGAAAUGGAGGGUCAACUCCUAUCUCAGCGGCAUUGAGGACCCCCCAGAGCAGGGUCUGCAGCAGCCCAUUGGGUCUGAUGCCUUUGAUGAGCCCCCACAAACAUCAGAAGGGCCACUGCAUGGUCCAGAAUCCUCAUUACCAAGGUUCACUACAAGAGAGUUCCCUAAGAUACCCAGUUUCAAGACUGAGCUCCCACGAUAUGGCAAGCCGCUCCUGCCCGAAGCUUCACACGGUCCCCAGUCCGGAGAAUCAACCUCCACGACAGCGGUCUCGAAAAAUACUACAAUAUCACCAGCCACAGCAGCCGAAGAGACAGAGAGCAGAGAACCCAGAGAAAUCAGUAUUACUAAGCAUGAGUCCUUCCGCAGUAGAAUGAACCCCUUGAUUCAGAGGAGCUCCAGAUUGCGCUCUUCACUCAUCUUUAGUUCCUCUAAGUUAGAGCAGCACAGCUCCUUAAUGCUAAAAAGUGGACUUAGCCAGAAGGACAACCAGACAGAAGAGGAGGAGACUGAUGCCCUAAAGACAUCUUCUAUUGUUGCUCAGAUCCUAGAGAAAAGGCGAUCUCUCACAAGGGAACCUUUUGAAUUUAACUUGACUGGCAAAGACAGAGACAGACAAAAGACAGAAACAAAAGAUCCUCCUCUAGCUGAAGCAGCUAAAGCAGAAGAGCCACCAAAGGUUGCUGCAGUUGAAGAAAUGCCAAAGGUUCCUGUACCAGAGAAUCCACCAAAGAUCACCCUGCCAGUGGAACUUAAACCAUCACUCAGCCCAAUCCCCCCAACUGACAUGAAUGAUCCAGACAGUAGGCUCAGGUAUUUUAAAGAACUAGCUGCCAAACGAAAGGUUUCCAAAAUGGCUGCAGAUCUUGCCUCUAGGGGUCCAGAACCCGUGACCAAAAAGCCAGACCUCUCUUUGAAAUCAGCAGAAACUGUCAUCAAAAUUCCAGAGAUCUCCAUAGACCCGCCAGAACCCCAGGCCAAAUUACCGGAGCCCCAGCCUCCAGCACCGCAAGAAGUCAAACCGGUGGCUGAGGUUUUGAAUAAAGAACCUCAGUCUAAAUCGCCCAAACCCUUUCCUUCACCCAAAUUCUUCAGAAAAGAUCCUUCAAAAUCUUCCAAGACACCUGUUCCUCGCAUUUUGUCAUGUUCUGAGGAUAUUCUAACAGAUGCUACCGACACUCAGAAGAGUGAGCUAAAGAAGGCACGUAGUCUGAGUAUCUCGGGCCUGAACACAGGGGAGUCAGUGGAAAAGCUAAACAAGAUCCAUGGGUCCAAUUCUUCCCUGAAUAUCCUGGAUGGAGGUGAAGGGAAGCAGGACACCAAAGCGUUGGAUUUCAUCAAGAAGCAAACUCAAAAGCUCAAGGGACUUCUUGGACAAAAGAGCGAUAAGAAGGGGAUGUCCGCCACUUCAGAGGAGAAGGCGGCAGGCCAGACUAUGAGGACAGUCCCAGAAGUGUCUGAGGAGCCAGCGGUCAAGACUUCCACAGAAUUGGACAGCACAGGUGCGUCCACCCUGGGCGAGAGUGUAAAAGCUACAGAGAGCAAAGAGGAAAAAGCCCCCCAUAAGUCUCCACCAUCUGCUCCACCUAAAACCAGCCAGACACGUUUCCAAACGUCCACUUCCAAUGUGCUCUACAGCAGCAACCUCAGGGAUGACACCAAAGUCAUCCUGGAGCAGAUCUCGGCCAACAGCCAGAAGAACCGGCUGGAGAAGCAGGCCGCUAGCAGCACGGAUGAUUCCAAGGAGGAGCAAAGCGGCCAGGCUGCCGCUGACAGCGCGGAGUCCUCCAGUCCCGUUGGAGUGUACCAGAUAAGGAACCGGUUCCAGCGGCCCCAGGCCAACCCCGAGGAGAGGGACAACCUGCUCAAGAAGAUGGAGAGCAUGCGGAAGGAGAAGAAGGUCUACAGCCGCUUUGAGGUGUUCUACAAAAACAAGGAGGAGGGGACCAAGACUGCAGACUCAGAGGAGGACGGGAGCACAGGCAAAGCGAAACCGAAAUUGGGGCUUUUCAAAAGCAAAAAAUAGGGCUGGGGCCGAAAAUCCCACAAGAACAGGAGCUCUUGUGGUAUACCGAUGAAAGGCAGAAGCAUUAAAGGGAGGAAAAAUUAUGCUAGUGAAAAGAGUAAUUUAUGAAGUUACUUUUACAUUGUUUACAUUGAAUUUUGUAAAAAGCAAAGAAUUCAGUCAGUAUGAUGACAUUGUCAGACCUCCCUGCUAAAGAGACUGCCAUUAGGAUUUGCUUUCAGGGUGACAUCCAUGUAUUUUGCUACAUGAUGAUGACGGGCUGUCUGCUUUGCUCUCUUUGCACUGUGACCUUAGAUCUCUGAGGGAAAACUGCAGGGUGGACUCUAGAGUCUAAAUUGAGACUGGCCCACUCGGAUUUUCGCCUUCUAUUUGUUUCAAUGUUAUUAACUGGAUCCCUGAGUAACAAGAAUGGCAGAAAAGGUGCUUCUAACUGGCGUCUUGGACUUGAAGCGGCCGACUGAAAACUGCAGCAGUCUCUGUACAAGCACUGAACAAGCGAUGUUUUCUCUUUUUUAUAUAAUUCCCUAUUUUAAACAAAGUAGUUGUGACACAGUCAUUCUAUUCUACAUCGUUGCAUCAAGUGGAUGGGAAAAAGGGAGCAAGCUUUUUACCCUUUUAUGGGUGGGAAAAAUAUGGAUUUGGGUUCGGCAGCACAAGAAAAUCAAGGCCAAACUGGAAUUCAUCCAGCAUGUCUGUCUAAGUACUUUAUUAGAAUGUUUGUCAGUGGAAUGUGAAUGCGAUUUUAUUCCAGAAAGAUAUUUAUACCACUGAACUUCUUCUCGUUUCCAAAGGGAUCAUCAGCACGAUUUAUUCUUGCAAUGAUUUGUUUUUAAUUCUAACUUUGUUUUCCAAAUUGUCUUUUUAUUCUUGCUCUUCAUUCUGCACGUGGAGUGAUAUUUGUUCCACUUUUAGAAAAUGUGAUCAAGAAAAAAAAUCCUUUAGGAUAGGUGACAAAGGGCACACACCUUUGCGAACUGGAGAAAAGUAGCAUUUUCUUUACGUGGGCUCUGUUUCAGGCAUUUCAGGUGUCUGUUAAUAUUGUAGUCUUGAAUUCAACUUUUGCUAAUGUGCAAGGAGCAAGCCCUUAACACAGCAAGCAGAGCCAGGGGUCUCAAGCAGAUUUCAGAUGGCUUCUGCAGAGGUUCACAAAUGCAAGCUGCUUUGUCUCUGCUGAUUGGAGGUUUAUUGUCCUGCAGGACUGCACGUUUAACACCACCUUGUCUUCCCUGACUAUAUUCAGCCUUGUUCAUCUCAAGAGGCAGAUUAGCUACACAUAAAAUAAAUAAAAUAACUUCCCUUGUAUGUGUAAUGAAAUAUAGCAUCCUUUGUAAACUUCUUCCAGCAUCAUCAGUAAAGAACUAUCUUUUCCAGUUGCUUUCAAACUUGGGAUUAAAGCUACAAUAUGGUGAACAGAAAAUUCAUUAAAACGAUUUUGGAGAGUUUGCAGAAUAAAGAAAAAUGGAGGAGCCACAGUUGCUCCGGUCUGCCUCCAGCAUUUCAGAUGCAUAUUUAGUAGUAAGCAGUGGCCAAAUAUCAGAUCCUUGCAGAAUAUUGUUUUGUUUUGCCCGUUUUAUUUUGUUAGGUACUUUAACGCAAUUAAUUAAGUCUCAUCCAAAAUGUUUGCUGUAUAUCUUUUACUGUUUAUAACCAAGGAGCUCCGUUCAGGUGAUUUAUGGGGAUUCUGGAAACAUUUUCCGUUUUAAACCAAAGACCUUAAUAUCGAUUUGUUACAUGGUAUUUGUUCUUCUUGCACUCUACCUAUUUGUACAGAUGCCAAAAGAUAAGAAUAUUAUUGAUCAAUUAUUAUUGAAAUACAGCAAAACCUGAAGUGAUACAGCUCCCUUUUCUAAAGUUAGCCACAUUUUAGGAACUUAUUCUAGAUUGUUAGACACAAAAGAUUUUCCUAAAUUGCACAGUUUCAUCAACUAUUUGAAAAAAACUUAGAGAAGUAGUCUAGGACUAACUAUUUUAAGAUAAGCUUAUUACUGUAUGUCAUCUGGGACUAACUACAAAUUAUAUACUGUAUACUUUGUUUUAUCUUUAAUGUGCCUUACUAUACCACUUUGUGUCUUUUUAUUUUGUGUAUAUAAUGUAAAAAACUCUUGUGCCUUAUUGUGAGUUACUCCUUUCUAUGGCUCUCAUGUUUUACUAUGCCUGGUACAAACUAAUUGCCAGAAAGUAAUACCAGCGUCCCUCAGACGCUGUAAAGCCCAGCAGAGGAAGAUCAAUGUGUUACUAUUUUAUAAACCAUGGUUUUAACAGGUUGUUUGUUUGCAUAUAAACAUUUACUCUGUAUAUGGGUUAUCAUAUAUAAUAAGAAUUACAUAUAAAAUACCUCCUUAUAUGUCCUUUAAUGGCUUUGUUUUACGUUACAGAAUGUUAUACUGUAAUUAUUGUAUGCAAACUGUAAAAAUGGGAUGAAACACCACCAUCGUUCUUUAACAGUCUAUUGCAUGUGUGUUAUAAUAUAGUGCUGUAAUAUAGGCACUACCAUUCCUUUUUAAACCCAGUUGUUUGGCUAAAUUUUAGGACCAGUGUUUAAGUACCUGAUCAGUAAUCACUGCAUCUGCUUGUAGUAACUUUGAAAAAAGUUGUUAUAGAACCAAAAAGUAAAGCAAAUAUAGUGAUUUAAAAAGUUAUUGUGAUGUAACAGGGAUAUACAUACCCGUACUGAGGAGUCAUAAUGCUGCACAUUAGAUUAUCAGUUAGCAACUAAAUGUUUACUCAAAUGUUAUAAUGUAAACUCAAGAUACCAUAGGAUAUAAAUAAAGGAUCAUGUAGCCUUUAAGGUUCAAUGGUGUUCUCCACUGCCCUAAAGCUCGGAAAAUGUUUCCUUUAGGAGAUUUGAUUCCAGUGGAAAUAGACUAUUUGAGGUUGUUAGCUCAAGCCAUAAUACUGUAUUUGUGCCAUAUUUAGUUACUGUUCAUUUUAAUUAAUAAACCGGGAAGGAAAUGAUCUGCACAACACCAUUUUUAAUUCCCAUUGGAGUUCAGUGGUGUUGAGGGCACGACACAUCUUUGGUACCAUAUUAAGGAAUAACGAAUGGUGUUUCAAUAACUGUGAACUUGAACUGUUUCUAUGAAAGCAAAGAUUUUAUUUGGACUUAUUUUCAUUUUAUUUAUUUUAGAUCUGUCCAACUAAGCAAUAAAACCAUAAACACUGUUAUAUUCCUCAGACAUUAAUACCACCUUACCAUUUUAAGUGGCAUCAUAAAUUGCAGGGAAUUGGUCACUUCCUUUCAAGAACCUUGACACAAUUUCAACCUGAACCCAGUUUGCUAAGGCUUUGUGUUAAGAAUACUGAGAAAAGACCAGCAUCAGAACCUUUAAGCUUGAUUCUUGCUUCACCAAGUUAAAACGGCUGAACUGUACACUUAUACCGCAUUUCCUGGUUGAUUUUUAAUGUAUGAUGUUCUCUUACCGCAAUGACUCUGUAAAUGCCAUGGUUUAAAUGUAAGUGGGAGAGUUGUAUCUAAAAGCACUGUUCUAAAAACGAUGAACUGCAAUAACUUUGCAGUGGUUUUUGUUUGAAUAAAAUUGUAAAUACUGUAGAAGUAAAAAUAAAUGUGUGAUAUUAAGACUAUGGGUGUAGGGAUUUAGCCAACUCUGGGCAAAAUUGAAGCCAGAGCUGCCAAGGUGAACACAAGUGUCAUGUUUAGAAUAAAACAUUCCUAUUAAAAACAAA
Messenger RNA from Lepisosteus oculatus (spotted gar), 8012 nucleotides. RefSeq names its product family with sequence similarity 83 member Hb (gene sack1hb). Gene Ontology annotation, cellular component: keratin filament. Gene Ontology annotation, molecular function: protein kinase binding; keratin filament binding. Gene Ontology annotation, biological process: intermediate filament cytoskeleton organization; positive regulation of cell migration; signal transduction. The record is from RefSeq and is a predicted model, not a curated record. Lineage: Eukaryota; Metazoa; Chordata; Actinopteri; Semionotiformes; Lepisosteidae.